AUGGCCCUCCAAACAAUCUAUCUCCGCUUCUACGAGCGUGGCCCAGAGUACUGCACUAGGAACUCAUUCAUCGCCUUCUUCUCCAACAGCGACGCUUGCAACGACUCCACGAUCUUCGGCUUCGUCCCAAAUGGUUUCACCGAAUGCAAUCAAACUCUCACCAUCUUAGGCCACCCAAACAACACAUUCACGGGCCGCAAACCCCAGACGAUCAAUGCUACUCAUCGUCGCUGCCAAUGGGUGUGA
This is a messenger RNA of Letharia columbiana, 246 nucleotides long. RefSeq lists its product as uncharacterized. NCBI's taxonomy places the organism in Eukaryota, Fungi, Ascomycota, Lecanoromycetes, Lecanorales, Parmeliaceae. The transcript has 2 exons. The record is from RefSeq and is a predicted model, not a curated record. Bases 1 to 246 code for a protein of 81 amino acids.